AAGCUCGGAGAGGGGGGCGGGGAGGAGCUGUUGGACUUCUUUUCCUGGCACGCUGUUAAGCAAGCCAUGCCCGAGGCUGUCUUAGCAGCCGGGCAGAUCGUUUUUCUCCUCUGAUUAGCGCUGCUCGUGUCGAGAACUUUCUCCUCGCCGAGCAGGUCCACGUCGGUGCCGUCACGCGGAGGCUAGUUGUGAACUUGUGCGCGCCGUGCUUACUGCAUCGAUGACUUCUAAGCCUGUCCUCUACUCCUACUUCAGGAGCUCUUGUGCCUACAGGGUUCGCAUCGCCCUGGCAUGGAAAAACGUCGACUACGAGUACAAAGCUGUCAACCUGAUCAAGGAUGGCGGCGAGCAGCACGCUGCCGAGUACGUCAAAGUGAACCCAAUGGAGCAAGUACCGGCCCUGGAACAUAAUGGCGAGACAUUCACACAGAGUCUGGCCAUCAUAGAGUACCUAGAGGAGAAAUACCCCGAGCCGAGAUUGCUGCCCAAAGAACCAGCACAACGGGCCAAGGUGCGAGCCAUUGCAGAAAUAAUUGCAUCCGGGAUUCAGCCACUGCAGAAUCUGAAUGUUCUGCAACGACUGGAUGAGUCCAAAAGAAGCGAGUGGGCUGCCCACUUUAUUACCAAAGGCUUCAAGGCUCUGGAAGCUACUGUCUCCAAGACAGCCGGGAAGUACUGUGUUGGAGAUGAAGUGACCAUUGCAGACGCCUGCUUGGUGCCUCAAGUGUACAAUGCCAACAGGUUCAAAAUCGACAUGAGCCAAUUCCCCACGCUGUCCCGAGUUAGCACUGCUCUGGAGAGCUUGCCCGCCUUCAAGGCCGCCCAUCCCUCUUGUCAACCAGACACACCUCCGGAACUGCGGGAAGCGAAAUGAAUAUACUAAACACAUUUUAAAGGGCCCCUUUAAGUAAAACACGUUAUGGGGUUAGUUGGUGCAUAGCUUUCAAUAUACAGACAGGACAGCGCCUUGUCCUGUCUGUAUUUCUUCUUGUGUGCCGUCACUUUUGGCGCUUAAUCUAUUGGAAGGCUCCUUUAAAGUCGGGAGAGCAGCUCAUUCCCUUAUACUGUUGCCUUUGCAGCAGUUCCCCACCUUCCCUAUUUCAUUUGUUUCUAUUCCUUCUGUCUACUGCUACAUCCUCUAGAUUCUCGUGGUAGAUUGCUGCAGAGGUGGCACUUUACAUCUUUGAGUUUAUAACCAAAACUUGCAACAAUGCCUGGUAUGGAGCCCCAUGACACAUUUGAAUGUGCCUUACCACCGUAUUAAGAAAUGCAUCUUAACUGAAAAGCCCAUGCUUGAUCUAAAUGACUCCUGGCUUGUACGUGCCCAAGACUCUUAUUGCAUUUCCUUCGGUGCGUUUACAACAGGUGCCAUUUUGAUUAAGUGGAACAUGGACUUUGAAGUUAAGGCACAUUUCUGAAUACGAUGCAUACUCUUGUAUCUUGUACGUUUAAUUUUCAAAGAUCGACAUUUUUUUAAAUUUAAAUGACAUGUUCGACUUUCUGUAAGGUUUUCAUAGAAUAAAUAUAUUUUUUUGAUCAA
Molecule: messenger RNA, 1540 nt
Organism: Dermacentor albipictus
Lineage: Eukaryota; Metazoa; Arthropoda; Arachnida; Ixodida; Ixodidae
Product: maleylacetoacetate isomerase-like
Biological process (GO): L-phenylalanine catabolic process; glutathione metabolic process
Cellular component (GO): mitochondrion; cytoplasm
Molecular function (GO): glutathione transferase activity; maleylacetoacetate isomerase activity
Source: RefSeq, a predicted model, not a curated record